This is a messenger RNA of Hippoglossus stenolepis (Pacific halibut), 4003 nucleotides long. RefSeq names its product armadillo-like helical domain-containing protein 4. The coding region runs from base 363 to 2225 and encodes 620 amino acids. NCBI's taxonomy places the organism in Eukaryota, Metazoa, Chordata, Actinopteri, Pleuronectiformes, Pleuronectidae. The record is from RefSeq and is a predicted model, not a curated record. The transcript has 8 exons.
UGAAGUGACCUUUGGGGAAAGACAACAACAACAACAAUGAAGAAAAGACUAAAGCAGAUGAAAAUGAACUGCUGAUUAGAAAGCGAUGCGGUGAAGGGCAUUGCUGAUACACCAGAAGGUGAAGUCAUCGGUUGGAGUAAAUCCUGCAGAUUUGAGGCAUUUAAAGGCAGCGCUGGGGAAGAAGCCUGAGACUUCCAGUCAGUGACGCUGAGCUGCACAACAACCAGCCUCAUCCUCCUCAUCCUCCUCCAGCCUGCUCUCCUGUCCUCUCCUCUCCUCUCUCGGUGCAUGUGAGGCUCAUGUGCGCCCUGCAGGCUCAGCGAUCCGACACCAACUCUGGAAGGUGCUGAGACGAGACAGAGAUGCUGAUGUCUGGGAUGCUCCGUCGCCUCCUCCUGGCUGGGAUCUGCCUUUGUGUCUGUGGAACGCCCGUCCACCUCCCCAGCUUCACUCCCACGCAGGACAGCCACUGUGAUGGGGAGUGUAAGUCAGUAAGAACUGUCAGGUCAACACCCGUGCUGGGUGUGGGUGUAAAGGCUAAACCCUUGGACAGAGAGUAUGUGACUGGCCUGGUACUGAAUGUAGGUGCAGGAGGAGGGGCUGACCCGAAUGGACGACCUGAGGGGAUAGCGCCGGUGACGCAGACAGAAAACGGGGACAGCCUCGAUGGAAGAUCUGGGCCGAGGAAGGCUGGUGGAGAGGCAUGGAGCCAAAAGAGCAAGGUAAAAAAGGAUGUGAGCUCAUCUGAAAUGGAGGACGGUGAGAGACAGGCAGCGUCAGUUCUGCCAGGGGAGUCAGAGAGCACUGAGGACAACAUGUCUGUCAUUGAUGAGAAGACAUCACCUUCUACAAGUGGGAAACAGCAGCUAUUAGAAGACAUGAGUUCUUCAAGAUUAAGUCCAGGUGGAUUUCUGGCUUCCUCUACAGCGCCACCUCAGCUGGAGUCUUCAUACAGCCAACAAAAUAGCCAAGGUGGGGUGGACAGAACAGGACUCCCUGAUGGAGAUGACUCUCGCCAGGAAAAAGACCCAGAGACGAGCUCGCCCUCCUUUACAGAACCUCCAUACCCUUCAACACGGGUCCAGAAGCUGACCUCCCACAGUCCCAUCCCUCCUUCGGUCCUUGUCUCCACAGCUUUGACGGAUUGGGGCCAUGAUGGAGCCACGACAUCCUCACUCCCAGACCCCUUGUUACCUGAGAUUGGACCAAACCUGAUGCCCAGAGAGGACGGACCGGAAAGCCUGUGGACCGAGGCAGCGAGACCUGGCGGAGCGGACACUGAGGUGCCACUGACUCAGGAUGAAGCCACGGAGGGCACCAUGUCAUCAGAGGCUCUCCCUCUCAUCUUUGAGCCGUUUGAAGAUGUUACACCAGAGGGGGCAGCGGCAGCAGCAGUGGUCACACCAGUGCCUGGCAGCGCUCAGCCUCCCACUGCCAUGGCGACCAGAGGAAUGCCUUUGUCAGAGGUGGACCUGGACCAGCUGGUCACAAUGGAGGCAGACAUGGACGGCCCCUCGCAUGCCCCACCCCUGCUGAUGCCAGACUGGACGUCAGCGUGGCAGACAUCCGGCGCCGAGCUCCAGGAACCGAUCGGCUCCUCGGUUCCGUCUGUUUCACAGCAGCGAGCUGCAAGUGAGCCGGAGGAUGGAUCUGAGAGAGUUUCUGUGAGGACGCCAAACCUUGAAGGGUAUUUGCCCACCACUGGCCCCUCCCUUUCAUCCUUCCCGCACGCUAUGACAACGGUUACCAUGGCAGCCCAUCAGCCUGUGCACAAAUCUAGAUCAGGGUUAGAGGAGAUGGAGUCUGAGGAGGAGACAGAUGAGGACGAGGAGGACGAGAACUCUGAGGAAUCGGUGGAGGAGGAGAGCGAUGAGGACCUGACAGAUAAGCCAAAAACAUUCUCAACGCAGCCUCCCUACAGCCUCAUCCCUCCGCCUCCUGUCUGGGUUCAACGCAACCAGGGGCUGAUGCGAAGCUGGGUAGAGCUGAUCAGAGAAAAGGCGGGUUAUGUGUCCGGGAUGUUGGCCCCUGUGGGCAUCGGCAUCACAGGGGCCCUGCUAAUCGUCGGUGCCCUCUACAGCAUCAGGAUGAUUCACCGCAAGAGGAGGAACAGCUUCAAACACCAGAGGAGGAAGGUCAGGCAGCCAGAGCAACCCAGAGAGCCCGGCACUAGUCGUCAGGACCAGGCCAUGCUGCUGGCCGACAGCUCCGAAGAUGAAUUCUGAUCGGACUUUAUUUGGGGGGGGGGCUCCUUUUUGUCGGCGACCACUGCCCGACACUCCUGUAACGGAGGCUCGGCGAACAUCACCAUCGCUAUGACUACUGCAUCUCUAAUCACCCCGGGCCGUUCGGCUAUGACUCAUCUGAUCCACAGAGUGUGACUGAGUACAGGGCACAAUUUGCACGGGCUGCACAAUGGUCGGCUUUGUAAACCCCCCACCCGUCCUAAAAGUACCAAUGUGAGCACUUUUUUGAAAGUUGUCAGGUGACGUUGACUCUAAUGGCUUGGCAGGGCUGGUGUGGUGCACUUUGACUUAAAAAAAAAGAAAUAAUAAUACUGAUGUGAAAACAAAAUGUAUUCGCAGGGUAUCGGUGGGAUUAAAGUGUUGCUGGUUUGACCGAGGUUUCGUGGAGUGGAGAACCAGCAGGUUUUCUGUCAAGUAAUAAAAGGGCUGUAGAAGGGUGACAUUACACAUUGUAAAUAUUUGUCAUGUUGGUGUAAAUAAAGGUUCAUUUUUAGAUACACGUUAGCAUUUUUGGGAAAAGAAAAUAGUUGGAUUAGAGGACGGACACGGCUAGCUAAUUUAGCAUAAAGCUAGCUAGCCAGGCUCUGUCCAAAUGGGCACCUCCACAGCUCACCAACACACGUAUGUCUUAUUCAUUUAACGUGAACAAAAAAUAAAGUGUAAAAAUGAAAAUUAGGCACUUUAUGGAGAUUAUGUGCGAACUAUCUCGUAGCUGGGAGCAGUGACUUUCUGAGGUUUUCUGUGGUUACCUCAACUGCUCAAUGCUAAACAAACAUGAUCAAAAACAGUGUUGGUGCAGAAUUAUUUUAUUUGUUUUAUUUUUUGCCAAUAAAACGACCCAGGUCAACUGUUCUCAACUGUUUUCAACAGGAUAGAGCCAGGCUAGCUGUUUUCCCAGUUUAGAGGUUUUAUGAUAAGAUAAGCUAAACUUAGCAAUGCCAAGAGUCUCCUGGCUGCCACCAUUAGCAUCAUAUUUCCAUACGACAGUGGUAUCAGUCUUUUAAUUUAACUUUUUUGCAAGAAAACAAAUAAGUGUGUAUCUGAAAAUGAAGAACUCUUUCUUAGAUUAGGAUUUUAGAAAUCUUCACAUACAAUUCAUUUGCAUUAGCGCAUUGUAUUAAUGUGAAUUUUGUGGAAAUGAGAAUGUUCAUUGUCAUUGGUUCAAAAAAGUUACAUUGAGAGGCACGCACACAAAAUACCAUCAUCCGAAAAGUAUGUAGCAAAGAACAGAUUUUAAGAAUAAUGAAACUGAUAACUCAUUCUUGUGUGUGCGUUAUCUUCUUUCUUCUAUGUGCACAACAUCCAUUUCUGUUGUCUGGAAAAGCACAAAUAUUGGAGACACUGAGGCCGAAGUUGACAUUUUUUUGUUAAACUAGUUAAGUGUUUUUUAUUUUUUUAUUUGAUCAAGACAAGAGCAGAUAACUGACAAUUUGAUUUACUGUCACGUUGCUGAGAUGGGAUCUUUUCAGAGCAAGCUUUGAGUUCUUACUUUCUGGAGAAAAUCUGAGGAAUAGUUGACUUUAGAAAUAAUUCAAAACAUUCUGUAUUUCAACACCAAUGGCAUCAACACCACUUCUUGUCUUUUGUUCAAAGAAAGUAUAUUUUCUGUAACUUCAUGAGCCAUGUGCUAUGCUUAAUGUUUAACUGCCUGUGUAUAUGCAAUAAUACUGUUUUAGGAUAAGUGUGAUGUAAAACAGUGACACAUUUUUGUCUAUGUAGAUAUGAAACAUGUGAUCAAAUAAAACCAAUGUUUUAGA